AUGCGCGGGGUCUGGGCCAUUGCCCUGGUACUGGCGGCCUGUGUACACUGUACCGAUGGCAGCUCUGUCGAGGACGACAAUGGCACGAACUCGACAAACGACACUAUCACUGUUACCGGUACGACUCUAACUUCCACGACUUUGUCGACCUACACAACUUCAAGCACCUCAGCGACCUCCACGCUCUCUACGAGCGCCACUUGGACCAGCUCCAGUACGACCAGGUCCAGUACGACCAGUUGGACGGCCAGUAGCACGUCGACUCUCUCCGUGUCGACCACCACGCACUCCAUCACUGCCACGACUAGAACAACUUCUACAGGUGUGACGAACACCAGCACCAGCUCCACGCGGACAACCAGCUUCACGAGCACCCUCAGCACGAUCAGCACCACGUCUUCGACGCAAACACAAACGACGAGCACCGCAACCUCUUUGACUUUCACAACCAAGACUGACACCUUCACCGCCAGCACGACGACAUUCAGCAACACUUCCACAACCACGACCGCCACGAAUACAACGACCAGCAUCACGGAGACGAUGACGUCGACUUUUACCGGCACCUGGUUUGAGAUUCACGCGGUUGUGCUCCUGAAUCUGGUAACCGGAAAUGCGUAUAGCCUGGCUGAAGAGCCCGGUGCCAAUGCGGCGGCAGCGAGCUCAGAGUUGUAG
Messenger RNA from Symbiodinium sp. CCMP2592, 675 nucleotides. The record is from the annotation of a GenBank genome assembly. NCBI's taxonomy places the organism in Eukaryota, Dinophyceae, Suessiales, Symbiodiniaceae.